GGUGAUUUGGGUCUUUAGAAACUCAGAUGGCUACACCUUACUUUUUUGUUGGUCAUCACGCCCUGGUUCAGUGCCAAGCUUAUGAGUGACAUUGAAGACUCGGGCGAGGGUUUUUGGGGCCGCACGGAGGAACGAGAGUUCUCGUAUGUGGUGACGAUACCGAGUAGUGGGGAGAAAGUCUCGCUAACGGCGGUGCAGGAUCGAGAUAUAUGCGCUGGUACGCCGGAGUUCCCGUCGCACGGUCAUUGCGUUUGGGACGCCGCGCUACUGCUCGCCGACUAUCUGCAGACCCAAGCCCAGGACGCAAGAGACGAACACCGCUUUAAAGGCAAAAAAGUGGUGGAACUCGGUGCGGGGGUUGGACUUGUUGGGAUGACACUGGCUGUGCUCGGAGCUCAAGUAGCACUAACGGACCAGGAGUACGCGCUGCCUCUGCUGAGCAAAAACGUGGCCGUCAACUUCCUUCUUGAAGGAACGAACAAGUCGGUGGCUACUGCUGUUGCACCGGUAGUGGAAGAGUGUCAAUGGGGAGACAAAUUUAAGCCUGGAGGCUCCUUGACGUCGUGGAAGAAAAGCACUGACCUAAUAGUCUUCUCAGACGUGCUGUAUAAUGCUUCGGCGUCUUUGCUGCUGAUCAAAACGCUGCAUGAAUUAGUGUCGCCGACGACCGAUGUGAUCUUCAGUUUUGAGACGCGAAAUGCGGAGAUUGAAGCAAAUUUCUUGCAGGAACUCGGGAAAAUAUUUGACGUCGAGGAGGUGUCUCGCAAGAAUAACGCUCAGGUUUUUGCCAGAUUCGAGUACUCGGACGAGCUUUCCAUCUAUCACGCGCGCCUUAAAGCUGGCGGUAAUGAGAAUUAGAAUGUUCUUGGAUGUGAUUAUAUUUUCACAAAUUGUACGGUAGCAUGCUGUUCCGCUAUAAUCUUGACAAUGAGACGGAAGGCAUUGGCUCGUUGGUUUGUGGUUCCGGUACCAACUCCUCGAUGCGACUGGGCAACAUCCGCGCUUCGAGUGGUAUAUCCUUGGUUUUCUUGUAGACAUUAUCCAGGAAAGCACACACGGCGUCGCCAUGCGCCAAUGCUCGUGGAGACACCAAGAAAUUGAACAUGUGGCUGGCGUAAGGCACCUUUACGAAGACAUCCUGCACACCACCGAGCUGCUUGUCCUGAUACGACGCAACACUUUGGGGGAGAUUCUGACGAUAGUGGAGCAAGCGAUCGAAGAACAGACGCGAGUCCUUGAACGCCACGGUGUUGUCGUGAGUACCAUGGGUGAUCAGGAAUGGUGGAAUGAUGUCACGUCGACGUGCUGCACGGUCAUCGUCCAAGUAGGCGAUAGGUGACGCGCGCUCGAAGUCCUCGUUGUUGUCUUUUAACUUUUUCUGCAUCACCAAGAACUCGAGGUACUGGACAAGUCCGCGCGUUUUGUCACGAGCGUAGUAGAUUCCAUGUCGAUCUGUAAAGUCGUGUACACCAUAGUUAUCGACAACUGCGCGGACACUUGUGUCUACGUCUUCGAAGCCAGGCUGCAGGGACUUGUCAUCCGCGGUGAGGCCUACCAGACUAGCCAGGUGUCCUCCAGCUGACUCACCGCCAACAGCAAUAAACUCUGGGUUGGCGUUGAACUCAGCUCGUGCGUUUUGGCGAAGGAAAGCUACCGCACGCUUCGAAUCUAUGAG
Molecule: messenger RNA, 1675 nt
Organism: Phytophthora nicotianae INRA-310
Lineage: Eukaryota; Oomycota; Peronosporomycetes; Peronosporales; Peronosporaceae
Exons: 1
Coding region: 82-858 (258 amino acids)
Source: RefSeq, a predicted model, not a curated record